GGGUUCUGUCAAGAUUCGAAGCUGUUGUUUCACAUGCUGGCGCCCAUUUUAAGCAUGUGCCUAUUUAGUUCCAUCGUCUUUACUGUUAUAUGGUGUAGAGAGAGCACACGUGUGAGCAUACUGACGACGGUUGCUGCCAUACGUGGAAGGAAACUGGUCAAGAGGAGCAGCUUUAUUCACAGUGUCAGCGGCCAUUCCGUCACGGGCCAUCCUUCAGGCCAACUCGCGACGAGCCAGCCCACGAGCCUCCAGCCUAGCUCCCAGAAUGUUCCAGUAGAACCUCGCAGAAAAAGCUUGGCAAGUAUGAUUAUGCCACAGAGGAGGAGUGUGGGAAGUGUGAUUAUGCCGCAGAGAAGGAGUGUGGGAAGUCUGAUUAUGCCUCCGUUAGAAAAGAAGAGUUUCGUCAGUGUGCCUUCGUCAGACAUGACGUCACCGUCUGACUUAAGUGACACGUCGUCCUACACGUCUACAGGCUCGUCCGCGGCAGACUGA
This is a messenger RNA of Physella acuta, 492 nucleotides long. RefSeq lists its product as uncharacterized. Lineage: Eukaryota; Metazoa; Mollusca; Gastropoda; Physidae. The record is from RefSeq and is a predicted model, not a curated record.